UUGGCUUUAGUGGAGUCACAUAGCUAUCAUGCGCACCAGCUCAUUCAUGACUAUGCUAUGCUUCCCUCAAUUUCUCUAUCAUAUAUCCAUGUUGGAAUGGUUUGGGUACACUCUUGGCCAAGAAGAUGCAGCAGAACACAAGCAAGUGGGGCCUACAGGAGCAUCCUUAUUAUUUUUUGGUGUGAAGUGAAGAAACAAGAAACACAAACUCCUUCUCUCCUCUUUGUACUAGAUUAGAUUUUCAACCAUCAAACGUGUACUAUGAAACCCCGUGUUCCACCCACUGGGUCACCCUUUGUUUUGUUUUGGCUUGCUUUGGUGUAGUUGGUUUUCCUUCUCACUUUCUCUCUCUACAAUGGUGUCAAAUGCAAAUACAGUUGCACCCUUUUCUUGUUGAAAGAUUAUAAAAACAGUGUUUUUGGAACCUAGUAUUAUUAUCAUUAUUACUACUUGUGGUGGUUGUUGUGUUCUGAUCUUCCUUUCCCAUGUGCUGACUUGGUUUUCUUCGCCUUGCUUUGUUUUUUCUGUCCAUUUGGCUCUCCUCUUUCUUUCCUUUGUUUUUUGGGGGUUGAAAAGCUCAAGUUUUGAGGAUUGAAGGAGUGUUCAGCUACUGGGUUUGUGUUCAUUUCAUUGAGGUGUUCUUGGCCCUUCCCGGAUCCAGCUUCAUCUGGUUAUUGUUGGUAUAAUUCUUAGUUUUUAGUCUAAGGAAGAUGUCUGAGAGAGAAGGGUCCAACAAUUAAUCCCGAAUAGUAGAGGUAGAAGAUGGAAAAUACAUGCCUAUGGAUUCAGAAAGAGGGUCGCAGAAGAAAAGAUUCAUUGCAUGGCUUAUUGAAUGAUAGGGAAAUAUCAGAGGAAGAAUCUUCAAAAUCACAGUUAAAGAAGUUGAUUAAAAGAUCAAACUCUCAUCGGGCAAUAGUUGUAAAUGCUAUCCAAUCACAAAUCAGCAAAGUUUUCUUCAAGGAUUUGUUCUUUCGACGUGUCCAUGGACUAGACAAUCGGAUUCCAAAACAUGUGGUGAGUGUGGAUGAGAAAUACAUCCGCCGCUGCCUGGAAUUCAUACAUAACACUGCAUUAAAAGCAGCUCAAUUCAACAUACCUGAGAGCUUAAGAGCCACAAACAUGGAGACUUUAUCAGAAAGCUUGAAUACAGUGAAAUUUUUUGGUGGAAAUGCAUGUGGUUUGGGACAUUUUGUCUUUGAAUGUCCUGUGGCCACUGAGAAUGGGAGAGUAGUUAUAAGUGCUAAUGCUGGGGACCAGUGGACCUUAGGUUCAAUAAUGGGGAGCAAGAGCAUGAUAAAUAUAUUGAAUAGUACUCUUCUUCAGCAGUUUGGUGCUUCACAUAGAACUGACAAUUUGAACAGGAUGAACUUUUCUGAUCCUGAAGGAUUGGUAUGCUAUGAUUUUAUGGACUCUCCUAGUGAUUUAUGUAUCUCUUCGUCGCAUAAACUUGGAAAGGAAAAACAGUUAGUGCGAAGUCAUAAGUAUGGCUCCAUUUCUGUUCAUAAAAGGCUUGUUUCCACUUCUAGCACCACCUCUACUUCUUCUGAUUGGUUGUCUUCAACAUCUUCCACUCUAUCUCAGGGAAUGAUCCAGUGUUCUUGGAAGCAAGGGAUUCCUCAUUUUGUUUUUUCUGCAGAUGAUCAGAAGGAGGUCUAUGUAGCAAAAUUGAAGAAGGUAGACUCAACAGAUAAUAAGGCUUUGGACUAUGUGUAUGAGUUUCACUUGAACAAGGGUGGCCAAAAGGGUCGCGAGAUUCCUGAUGGUGAUUUUCCAUUUGUUGGGAAGAUGCAUGUAUCAACGAGUUUCACCCUUUGCCCGAACAAUUGUAGAAUAAGGGAGACGGAGUUUACACUAUUCCAUAACAUGGAAAUUUCUGACAAAGAAAUGUCCACAUCAGAGCAUUCUCACAGGAAGAGCAAGGGGCUGUCGAAGGUGUCGAAAGUUUUUAAAACUAGCCCAUCAUCAAAACGCAGAACACUCUCAAGGUUUGGUGGAUCAAGUGCCAUAAAGGAGAGUUGUCCGUGGGAGCCAUAUGCUCUUGGCGGGACCAAUUUAUUAGAUACUGAUGUUCCUCCAAAUUUUGAAAUGGCUACCAUUGUUGUGAAAAACCAUCUUCCUUGUAAAAAACCAGAGAAAGUAGGAGGGUGGGGUUUAAAAUUUCUUAACAAAUCUGGUGAAAAUCAAAUCACGUUGCCAUCUGAAAGUAGUAAUCAAAAUAAUGGCGACUGCUCAAGUAGCACGAGCAUUCUAAUUCCGGCAGGCUUUCAUGGUGGGCCAAGAACCAGAAAUGGUGGGCCAUCCAGUCUGAUAGAUAGAUGGAAAUCUGGUGGCCACUGUGACUGUGGUGGUUGGGAUGAGGGGUGCCCUCUGACUGUACUAGAGAGAAGAUCUAACAAAGCUGAGGUUAUGUCUAAAAUAGAUACAGGAGACGGGUGCAAGUCAGUUGAUUUGGUUAUUCAGGGUUCAAGUGAUUACGGCCCCACCUUGAGGAUGGUAAAUGUUCACGAUGGUUUAUAUUAUAUUCAUUUCCAUCCACCUCUAUCUGCACUACAGUCUUUCUCCAUUGCUGUGGCAAUAAUUCAUGCACAAAGUCCUACACUUCAGCCCAAUGGUGCAAAGAAGCUGUCAUAACUAUAGUUGAAUCUGAGGUUAUUUAGCCGUCAUAAUUCUCUUACUGUAUUAUAAAAAGUGAAGAGAAUCUAGGAUUUUAUACGUGAAUUGGGUUUUCAUUCUAUGCUUAGGGUUGUAAUUGUAAUACAGUCAGAAAUAGUUUUGUUUGUCCUUUCUAACAAUUCAUAGUUUGUAGCCAUCUUUUUCUUUUUCUUCAUUCUUUUUUGUUGAAGAGGAUACAUUGUAAAAGGGUUUGUGGAAGAAAAUUUGGUAAAUUGUAGCAUUGAGAUUGAGUUUGUUAUAGUUAAUUAGAAGGAAAUGGGAUUAGCACUCAAUCUGAAUAAUAACUUUGAAAAUUUCUGUUCAAUAAUGGAUCAUUACUCACGACAGUUUGGUCU
Messenger RNA from Glycine soja, 3008 nucleotides. RefSeq lists its product as uncharacterized. Bases 763 to 2631 code for a protein of 622 amino acids. The record is from RefSeq and is a predicted model, not a curated record. The transcript is spliced from 3 exons. NCBI's taxonomy places the organism in Eukaryota, Viridiplantae, Streptophyta, Magnoliopsida, Fabales, Fabaceae.